This is a messenger RNA of Striga asiatica, 384 nucleotides long. Lineage: Eukaryota; Viridiplantae; Streptophyta; Magnoliopsida; Lamiales; Orobanchaceae. The record is from the annotation of a GenBank genome assembly.
AUGCAGGAGAUGGUUCUUGGCGAUCAGUCAAUGGAAGUUGUUGAGAAAGGUGUAGGUGACUCUCAUAUCUCUUGUGGGGGUUCAACUGAAAGACCUUCCUCUCUUUCCGGUCUUCAAGAGAAUAGAGGGAAAGACAUGGGAUCCGUCUCCGGAGGGUCCGUCUUCCACCUCCUCCCCCGGGCAGCACAAGUCGAGUAUGGACGAAUCUUCUACGGCUUCCUUGCUUAUCUCACUAUCAUCCAACUGAUCAAUGCAAUUGGAGGGGAAUCGCUUGCCCAUCUUCUUCCUUACCUCAUUGAAAGGGCUUCCCCAAGGGUUGUUCAUAAAGUGGAGUGCAGCGAAGAGCUGAGGAGUUUAAACAAAGAGUGGCUCGGCCUCUUGUGA